Molecule: messenger RNA, 4026 nt
Organism: Erinaceus europaeus (western European hedgehog)
Lineage: Eukaryota; Metazoa; Chordata; Mammalia; Eulipotyphla; Erinaceidae
Gene: KLF14
Product: KLF transcription factor 14
Exons: 1
Coding region: 1470-2483 (337 amino acids)
Biological process (GO): regulation of transcription by RNA polymerase II
Molecular function (GO): DNA-binding transcription factor activity, RNA polymerase II-specific; RNA polymerase II cis-regulatory region sequence-specific DNA binding
Source: RefSeq, a predicted model, not a curated record
UCAUAUGACUGCAAGCUGCUCUUGAUGUAUAAGUAUUUUUUUUCAUUUUCAGAAAAAGCAAACUGCUGGAGAAUUACAAAUAACAUGUACAUAACUCAGUGUGAUAAGAAAGCUUGUCUGCAUCCAAAACUGUGAUAUGACUAAUUGUAGAAAAGAUCCUGUUUGCUUUUCUAUGUGUUUUCAUUAAAAAAAAAAGAGGGAAAAUGAAAGCAGUGAAGAAAUGGGGGGGUGUAGAGGAAAUCACAUAAACAUCUCCUCACAUAAAAAGCAAAACCUCCACAAACCACAAAACCCCAUCUGAACACACCCCCAUCAAUUGCUGCAUUUCCUCAUUAAAAAAAAAUUGUCAAAGGAAGAAAUAAACGAUGUUGUCUAAUUGGGAACGUGACUUUCUAUUAUUAAAAUUGUGGGAGUCCAUUUUAAUGUGUUUAUCUCGCCGCUCCUCUAUAAUUUAUAUUUCAGCGUGGAAAUUUGUUUGCAUGCCUGUGACAGGUUAAUGCCGUUGAAACAUGCAUUUUCUUUCGUUCGCGGAACAGUUAAAUCGUUGCUCGGAGGAUUUUUAAGUUUCAAUUUCCACCCUGAGAGGAGAUUCCUUGCUAUUUAUUUAUUUAUUUAUUUAUUUUCCUCCCAAGGUUGGGAGCGUUUCUGCUUCAAAACGCUAUUAAUUACCGGCGACGGAGUGCAUCUAUUUAUACUACGCACCCUAGAUUGACAGUGGAACUGUUAAAUGAGAAAACUUUUUCCCCCCUCCCAUUGGCGGCAGACUUGGGGGUAUUUAAAAAAAAUGCGAUCUGCAAGCGGCGGACAGAAGUGAAAUGCCAUGCCAGCCCGCGGAACCCACAAUCGGAAUUAGCAAUCGGAAGACAGGUCAGGUAUUCGCGGAUUUUUCUUCCUUCCCCCUGCACCCUCCGCUUUAAGAAAAAAAAAAAGAAGAUGAUGAUGAUGAUGAUCAUGAUGAUAAAAUAAAAAAAAAAAAGUUUCUCGGACUCUGCCGGACACCCAGCUGGCCGCGGCCCAGCGGGCGCGGGGAGGGGGGGUGGCGGACGAAGCCGGCAGGCUGCCCAGAAGUUGCGAGCGGGGAGUUUGCUCUGGAUGGAGAUUACCUGGCUCACCAGCAGCGGCGAGAGCGCCGAGACCAGAUAAUCCGCAGGCUGGGAAGCGCGCCUUAGCGCCCGCCGGCCGGCCGGCCGCACAUUCAGAGGGGCUGUCCCGCCGGCCCGGGGCGGGUCCCGCCACCCCCGCGGGCUCCGGUGCGUCAGGGCGCGGCAGGCGGGGCGGGCUCCGCGCGGCUGCGGGCGGCGGGCUCCGCGCGGGCUGCUGCUGCGGCGGCGGCGGCGGCGGCGGCAGCGGCGGCGGCGGCAGGCGGGCAGCGCGCACCGGCUUCCCGCUUCUCGCUCCAAGGCUGCGGGACGGACGCUCCCGAGAACUCUCUGGCCCACGGCGCCGGCCGGCGGCCCGGCGGGACCGGCAUGUCGGCCGCCGUGGCGUGCCUGGACUACUUUGCCGCCGAGUGCCUGGUGUCCAUGUCCGCGGGCGCCGUGGUUCACCGCCGCCCGCCCGACCCCGAGGGCGCAGGCGGGGCCGCAGGCUCGGAGGCGGGCGCGCCACCACCGGAGUCCGCUCUGCCCGGUCCGGGGCCACCGGGAGCCGCGGCGGUGUCCCAGGUCCCCGCCCCCAGCCCCGGCGAGGGCGGCGCCGCGCCCCACCUGCUGGCGGCAAGCAUCUUGGCCGAUCUGCGUGGCGCCGCCCGCGAGGGCUUCGAGGAGAAGGCGGGAGAAGCCCCGCGCGCCUCGUCCGACUGCACCGACCCGACCCGGGGCCCCGAGCAGCCCGAGAGCCCCGAGCCGGCUCCGCCCACCUGCACCGCUGAUGUCUCGGAGCCCGCGCACGCAGCCGGCGCGCAGGAGGUCCCCGGAGCGCCCGCGGACCCGGGAGAGCCCGCAGACCCCGGCGAGGCCCUCAGCGGGGCCCCCAGAGCCUGCCCCGCCCCCGCCGCGGCUCCAGCACCCCGGCGAAGGCCCGUGACGCCCGCCGCCAAGCGCCAUCGCUGCCCCUUCAUGGGCUGCAACAAAGCCUAUUACAAGUCGUCGCACCUCAAGUCCCACCAGCGCACCCACACGGGGGAGCGCCCUUUCUCCUGCGACUGGCUCGACUGCGACAAGAAGUUUACCCGCUCCGACGAGCUGGCCCGCCACUACAGGACGCACACGGGGGAAAAGCGCUUCUCCUGCCCCCUGUGCCCCAAGCAGUUCUCCCGGAGCGACCACCUGACCAAGCAUGCCCGCCGCCACCCCGCCUACCACCCCGACAUGAUCGAGUACCGCGGGCGCCGCCGCACUCCCCGUGUCAACCCACAACCCCAGGCCGUUGACCCGCAACCCCCAGCGGAGUCGCCGCCCACCGACCUGGUGGGCAGCUCAGGCUCCCUCCCUGACGAGGCUCCCAGCUUCACCUCCUGCCUGUCUGAUGGCCACUGCUUUUAGUCAUCCCCUCCAAGAGGACCCCCCUCCAGCACCCUCUGCGUCCUCCUCUCCCAAGGUCAUUGUUGCUGCCUUCUGUCUGCCCAGCCCUCUUUUCACAGAGUCAUGAUUAGCCCAAGGCACAGACUGAUUUCCUCCGCUCUAAGAGUGGGUACAGGCAGGCUUGACAGACCCCAGGGUCCGGAAAUAGCAAGAAUUCUUACAACACGUUUCUCAUCCUAACAGAGCAGGUGGCCUCAAAGACAGCCCCCAGGAACUGGUGAGAAGGGACGAACCCCUUUGUACUCUCCAGAAUCCUGAAGAUCCUCCCUUCCCUGGAACCAGAGACAUGAAACUGGAAUUCUCAGGUGCCUGAGGAGCUCCCAGUCUCAAAGGAUUCUGGUGUUUUAUCUACCCACCAAGGGCGGACCUUGAAGAGCGUGUUAGGGGUGAACAUUCUUGGAAAUGGACAGGACUGGGAUGGUUGAGAGGCCUUUGGAAACAGAAAUGAUUUCUAUUUCUGUAAACAGCAAUGUUUACUAAUUUAUUUUUAGUAUCUUUUAAACAGGGAUCCCAGGUUGACUGGAGGUUGAUGUCCUCCACUCCCCAGUUGUCCCAGCUACCUCUGCUAGGAGAGGGCAAGUAAGAGUCCAUGUAGAGGAUGAUGUGGCUGGGUGAUGCUACAUGGUGGUGGGAAGGAGUGGUAUGAGUCUGAUUGCAGGUCCAGUUGCAUGAUUUGGAACCCUGCACUUGUAUUGUGGCCUUUCUUCCCUCUUGGACUCCUACUUGGGGAGGGUAACUUCCUGACUGACUAGCACAAUGAAAGUGGUUUAAAAACUUGGACCAACCAUAAAAGAACCAGAAAUUAAAAAAAAUAAAUAAAAAAAGGUUGUCUAGGUUAGUUACCCCUUCACCCAGAUGGUAAAUUCCAAUGACUAUGGGUGAUGAUGGGUUCAAAACAAGACUUAUAAGAACCAUUCAGGAACAUAGAGGUUUAUGGUCCCAGGUGCCCACUCCAAGUAUCUCAGGUGCAGUAGAUUUUGUUUGCUUCUUAGUGGCUAACUAGGGAUUUAUUUUCCUUGGAGUUUGUGCAUUAUGGUGGUUUCUGCAAUAGGUAAGGGCAUUGGGGGGUGUAGGGGUUGGUGGUGAGUGGCUUCUUCCAAAGAGCUGACUGCCCUCUAUUUGAGAAAGAAACAGCUAGGUGGAAGUUACUAUCUAAUAGGACUGUGCUCCCUAACCUUGGAGUACCUCCUCAGGACCCUUCUUCCCCCAUGCAAGAAGUGAAUAUUGACAGUAUUUAUUUAUUUUUCUAUCUUUGUCUCUGCUGCUAUGAAUGAAAUUAUUGGUCACUUUGCUUAUGUAUGUGUGAAUGUGUAUACACCCAACCCAUUAGAGAUGGGGCUAAAAAGAGUAUUUCUGCUUGGUAAGGUUCCCUUUGACCUUCUCCUGAAUGUCUUGUAGUUGUCUAUCAGUCAUGCUUGUGAAAGAUGCCAUAUCUUAAAGAACCAUGGCAGGCAUCUAGUUAAAGAAACUGUUUUAUUGUAUUUUUCAGAUAAAGACACUGAAG